Molecule: messenger RNA, 7011 nt
Organism: Choloepus didactylus (southern two-toed sloth)
Lineage: Eukaryota; Metazoa; Chordata; Mammalia; Pilosa; Megalonychidae
Gene: SKIL
Product: SKI like proto-oncogene
Exons: 7
Coding region: 756-2813 (685 amino acids)
Biological process (GO): negative regulation of BMP signaling pathway
Cellular component (GO): nucleus
Molecular function (GO): SMAD binding; DNA-binding transcription factor activity, RNA polymerase II-specific; RNA polymerase II cis-regulatory region sequence-specific DNA binding
Source: RefSeq, a predicted model, not a curated record
GUAGCGAUGUGUGUGGGGUUCGGAGCGGCGCCGGCACAGCCGAAGGAAGCGGGCGAGUGGCGGCGGCGGGCACAGAUUCAUUGAAAGAAGAAUGAACUGUAAUCAUUGAAGCUAACUGGUCAAGUUUUCAAGUAUUAUUUUUGAUUGUAAAAGUUCAAGUGGAGGCAGAGGCUCUUUUUAUUGGUGUGAGGAUUUACAUAAGCCUUCGGUUUGUCAACACUGACCACCACACCAUCUUCUUUUUUAGAAAGAAUACUUUUUUAAAGAAUUAUUUUUUGGUGUUCUCAGUGGCAAAAAUUGAAUUUGGCUGCAUCAUUUUGACUUUUAUUUGAUUCUGGUUUGAUGAAACAAGUAAUCGCAUAAACUUUCCAUGUGUUUUGUUUAAAACGGCAAUAACAAAAACCAUUGCAUUGAACCUGGAAAUCUUGAAUUAAGAGAAUUGGUAACUUUAUUUUAAUACGUAUAUCUGAGGAAUUUAAGAAAACAAAGGUUUCCUGCCUCUUAAAAUUUAUAUUCUUUAUUAUUAGAGGCAAAAAGGACAAAUUUUAGAGCAUUUGCAGUGAAACCGUAUUAGAGUUUAAGCAGAACCAAAACAGAGUUGCAAAAUCUAUUGAGUAAGGAGAUCGGAAAUUUAAAUUUUCUAUGAGAGUAAGUUCCCAUAAGUAUUUGUACAUACAUUGCUUUUCUCUCUUCAAAGGAGCAACAAAAUAAAAAUGCCAGUUUCAGACUUAAUUAUUUAAAACAAUCGUUUAGCAAUGGAAAAUCUACAGACAAAUUUCUCAUUGGUUCAGGGCUCAAAUAAAAAACUGAAUGGGAUGGAAGAUGAUGGCCCUCCUCCAGUGAAAAAAAUGAUGACAGACAUUCAUGCAAAUGGAAAAAUGAUGAUAAACAAAAUGCCAGCAGUUAAGAAGGAACACUUGGAAGACUAUGGGGAAGCACCAAUGGAAACAGAUGGAGAGCACGUCAAGCGAACCUGUGCCUCUGUGCCUGAACCUUUAAAUUUAAAUCCCAGUUUGAAACACACAUUGGCACAAUUCCAUUUAAGUAGUCAGAGCUCUUUGGGUGGACCGGCGGCAUUUUCUGCACGGUAUUCCCAAGAAAGCAUGUCACCUACUGUAUUUCUGCCCCUUCCAUCUCCUCAGGUUCUUCCUGGCCCACUGCUCAUCCCUUCUGAUAGCUCCACAGAACUUACCCAGACUUUGUUGGAGGGGGAGUCUAUUUCAUGCUUUCAGGUUGGAGGAGAAAAGCGACUCUGUUUGCCCCAAGUCUUAAAUUCUGUGCUCCGAGAAUUUUCACUCCAGCAAAUAAAUACUGUGUGUGACGAAUUGUACAUAUAUUGCUCGAGGUGCACUUCAGACCAGCUUCAUAUUUUAAAAGUCCUGGGAAUACUUCCAUUCAAUGCUCCAUCCUGUGGGCUGAUCACAUUAACUGAUGCACAAAGACUUUGUAACGCUUUAUUGCGACCACGCACUUUUCCUCAAAAUGGUAGCUUGCUUCCUGCUAAAAACUCAUUGGCCCAGUUAAAGGCAAAUGGCAGUGCUUUUGAAGUGGAACAUGAAUGCUUGGGCAAAUGUCAGGGUCUGUUUGCACCACAGUUUUAUGUUCAGCCUGAUGCUCCAUGUAUUCAGUGUCUGGAGUGCUGUGGAAUGUUUGCACCCCAGACGUUUGUGAUGCAUUCCCACAGAUCACCUGACAAAAGGACUUGCCACUGGGGCUUUGAAUCAGCCAAAUGGCAUUGCUAUCUUCAUGUGAACCAAAAAUACUUAGGGACUCCUGAAGAAAAGAAACUGAAGAUAAUUUUAGAAGAAAUGAAGGAGAAAUUUAGCAUGAGAAAUGGAAAGCGAACUCAAUCGAAGACAGAUACUCCAUCAGGAAUGGAAUUACAGUCAUGGUAUCCUGUUAUAAAGCAGGAAGGUGACCAUGUUUCUCAGACACAUUCAUUUUUACACCCCAGCUACUAUUUAUACAUGUGUGAUAAAGUAGUUGCCCCGAAUGUCUCUCUUACUUCUGCUGUAUCCCAGUGUAAAGAGGUCACAAAGACAGAUGCAAGUAGGUCCAUACUAAGACAUUCAGAUAAGCCUCACAAUAGUGGCAAACAUCAAAAAACAGUAUCUUAUCCAGAUGUCUCACUUGAGGAACAGGAGAAAAUGGAUUUAAAAAGAAGUAGAGAAUUAUGUAGCCGUUCAGAUUCAUCCAUCUCAAACAAUUCUACAAGUAAAAAGAAACCCGAAUCUACCACUUACAACUUAAUUAGAGACACAGGCAAGACGGGAAUUGGCCAUGAUGCUGCAGUUUUAUCUCCACUUCUUGUUAAAGAUGUCACUUGUGAGGAUGAUAAGGGAAAAAUAAUGGAAGAAGUAAUGAGAACUUAUGUAAAACAACAGGAAAAACUGAACUCAAUUUUGCAGAAGAAGCAACAACUUCAGAUGGAAGUGGAAAUGUUGAGUAGUUCAAAAGCGAUGAAGGAACUCACUGAAGAACAGCAGAAUUUACAGAAAGAGCUUGAAUCUUUGCAGAAUGAACAUGCUCAAAGGAUGGAAGAAUUUUAUGUUGAACAGAAAGAUUUAGAGAAAAAAUUGGAGCAGGUAAUGAAGCAAAAAUGUACCUGUGACUCAAAUUUAGAAAAAGACAAAGAGGCUGAAUAUGCAGCACAGUUGGCAGAGCUGAGACAGAGAUUGGACCAUGCCGAGGCUGAUAGGCAGGAACUCCAAGAUGAACUCAGACAGGAACGGGAGGCAAGACAGAAAUUAGAGAUGAUGAUAAAAGAACUAAAACUGCAAAUUUUGAAAUCAUCAAAGACUGCUAAAGAAUAGAAACCUUUUAAAGAGAUUCUUCUGUGUAUUCUUGACACGGUUUUUGUUGGUUUGUUUUGGUAACUGAAUUCUGAACAAACUUAUCUGCAUGAAGAUUAACAAGGCAUUCUAUCCAUUUGUAGAUUAGAGAAGGUAAAGAGAUUAUAUAUAUUAGUACAUAAAUUUUUACAUUUUCCAAAUGAAUGAAAAUGUGUUUCUUUGUACUUUUUUUUUCCCAACCAACUUAGUAACAAUAUUCUGGUAACCUGCCUAUAUUUCUAAUGCAAACUUAACAGUUGUAUAUAUUUUUUUAAAGCUGCAUUGUAUGGUGGAAAAUAGCUGUGGUCAUUUUUGUUGUCCAUAUUUCAGAUUCAGUUUUAGAUAAAAUGGUGGCUUCAUAUUUCAAAUAUAUAGAGCUAUUCAAGGAGUUGAAUCUUUUUAUUUUCAUAAUUUGAUAUAUUCAUCAUUAUUCACCAAAUGUUGCUUUUAUUUUAUUCAGAUUUGGAAUGAAUUUCCACCAGUUCUCUUCUUUUUAAUGUCUUCUAAGAGACAUUUUGUGAAAAGAGGCAUUCAUUUAUGAGCUUACAGCACACCCUGUGGGCACAAUAGGGAAGGAUAAAUGCUUUAUGCACUGCUGCUCAAAACAAGCAGUUAUAAUUUGUUUUCUCCAUUUAAAUGUUAUAUUUAGGAAAUGUUUUUAUGUAGCAACUUCAGAAAAGGGAAUAAAAAGUAAUAAAUUUCUGAAUUUUUGUUAUGUUGUUAAUAGUGGUGUGAAAACAAAUGUUCUUGAGUAACUGAAAUUGAUACACAUGAGUUUCUAUAGAAUUCAUAAUCUUCUUGUACAGUUUUUAUAUGUUAUGGAUCUUAUUGAAAUUUAUAUAAUGGAUUUGUUAUCCUUAAUGAAUUUUUCUUUAAGUUGUAAAAUAUUAAACACCUUGGGUUUAUCUUGGACUUUUGUAUGUUUAAAUGUCUUACCAAAACUUGCACGAAUGGACCAUUUUCAAUUACUACUUAAUAUUAAAAUCAUGAAUUUACAGUCAGUUGAUAAGUGUAUGAUAGGUUAAUAUAGGAAAGAUUAGGUAAUCUGCUACUAAAAGGUGUUCAGAUAAUUUUUAGAAGAUGAAGGAAUUCCAUGGUUUGGGGAGGGGCAAUAGCUGCACUUUUCUUUUUUUUGCACAGAAAAGUCUGUCAUUCUUCAAUGGCAUAUUUCAUCUGAAUUGGUUCUUGGUUUAAAAGAUACUGGGUAAAAAUCUUAAUAUGCAUUUUUUUAAAGGAAGUUUUCUGAAGCUAUCAUUAAUUGACAUUACCCAAUGAAUUUUAUGUUUCCAUAUUCUUUCAUAAGGUACUAUAUGAAAUUACUUAAGAGAGCUAAUUUUAUUUUUAAAAUAAAUUAGCUAGAGUUAAGGUUAUAUACUAUUCCCAGGAUAGAAAGUAGAUACUCUAAUGGUGGGAACUUAAAAUCACUAGGUUAUCAUUUAAUUAGGCAGUUUCAUAUUUUGCUUAAUGAAUGGUACUUACAUAUCCAAAAAGAAUUUUUGUACUCCCAAAGUAUAGUUUCUUUACUAAAUGGUGUAUGCCCUAAGUACGUAUUUUUUGUUUUCCAUUUAAAUCUUGGUCUAUUAGUCCUGUAAUUAAUUUGUUGAUUCUUGGAAUCUCUUCAAGUUGAGGAACAAGUGUUAAAAUGACACAUAGGAAUACAUGUUAAAAGUUACAUACCCUCCCAAUAUCUUUUAUUUAGGUCUGGAAAAAGAAAACUUACAAAGACAUAUAUGAUAUAGUUUCAUUUUAGUUGUGAAUUAGUCAAGUGUCACAGUUCAGCUCUUUUGGGAAACAAAUUCAGGCUGCUAUAAUUUCAUUUAUUUUUUUAGUCGACUCAAAACCUUUCUGCUUAUGUUACUUAGUAAAGGAUAAGCUUACUUAAUUUUCAACUCAGAACUUCUAAAUUAAAUUUAUCUUUGAAAUGCGUUAUUUAAAAAUGUUUGAAUGGUGUUUAAACACCAUUAGAAUUAUGAUUGACUCAAUUUAGAAUUAAGUAAAGAAAUAUUUUUUCUGGUCCUUCACAUAAUGAAAACUUGCCAUGUGACAUUGUAUCGUCUUCAUUUUACAGAAGAUAUAUUGAAAUGCCAUAAGUUUCCAUCUAACUUCCUUGAAAGUAGUUUUUAAUCAAUUGUAAAUAUUAUAUCUGUUCUAGUUAAAAGUAAUUUUAAGUUAAACUACCAUGUAGCUUGAAAACAAUAGAGAAGUUUUGUAACACAUUAAAGUGGCCUCUGCUGAAAUAUCCAUGUAAAUUCUUGUAUUCUUUGCAUGCUCAUUUUGUGUGUUGAUUGCUAGCCUAAAGUUUGUUUUGGCGUUAGUUUUUGCGUGCCAGAUUUGUUAGGCAAGCAGAUAUUUUCCUCUGACUUCACAAUAUUACUCUUUUUAGGAAAAAUAUAAAAAUGUUUACUUUAAAAAGCUGCAUUAAAGGAAUGGCCUACAAAAAGUUCUGCUAGAGCAUCUUUAGAAGGAAGAAAAGAGCAUUUUACCUUACUGGGUGAUGGGUGAUAUUAAUCUGGGUGUUGUUAAUUUCUAUACUCUGUAAACAUUAUGAGAAAAAUAUACCAAAUCUAUAAAUGUAGUAAAUGUUUAACCUGUUAUUGAGGAAGCUCUAAACCAUCCUAAUUCACAAGUGCAGCUUGUAACACUAUAAAGGGAUUUAACCAACAACUUAAGUUUGGCUUCUACUUUAGUUUUUAUGAAGCAUAUUCUUUUGCUUGGGUUUCUGUGUUCAUGAGAUGAUGUUUUACACUUCUUGAACUAAUUUUAUAAUGUAUUUAAUAUAUUAACAGUUUAGAUAUAAAAUCAUUUGUACAUAUUGAACUAUAAAGCAGUUAUUACUAAAAUAGGUGAAAUAAAGUGAGAAACAUUAUAUUUGCAGGCUAUCCAUAUAUUUUAGAAGUCAUGGCAGAAAAACCAGUUCAUUUGCACGUUUGUGGCUUCGAUUUGAAAGAGUGAAAUUAUGAGCAAACUGAAGUAAUAUGAAAAGUGCUAGAAUUAAUUGCAAAAUCAGUGCUGAAGGUUUUUGAUCAGCUUCUAAAAUUUUCUCAAUGUUAAGGCUUAUGUUUCAGUUACUUAGGGAAGAAUCCUCAUUUUUAUAAAAUUGCUGUUUAUGCAUUUAAUCCACAUGACAGAACAUUAAAAAUAAUGUAAUAAAAGAUUGUGCUCAUACUGUACAUCUAUUUCUGUGCUUAGAACUACUUGUUAAUAGUUUUUAUUGAUGCUGUCAGCAAUAAGGGACAUAAAACUGCUGUAUUAUACAUUGUGGAAUUGAAUAAUUUGAACUGCUGAAGUUUUUUUCUAGAAUAGGAUACCUAACCAUUUCCACUAUAGGAAGAAAUCAUAUGAAUAUUUUAUAUUGCAUCUCGUUUAAAAGGACAGUCUUUUAUUUUUAGGUAAAAAUCUUUCCAUUAGAUAUCUUCUAGUACAAUUUGGAGUCUGUUUCUUUAGUAAUAGAAUUAAAUGUUUGUGUAGUGCUACUAUUUUUGAAUUAGAAAGUGAGCAAAUGUAAAGACUGAAAUUUUAAAAAUUAAGCCCAGAAAACAAAAUAGUGUAAGUUUAUUGUAAGAGAAAUUUAUAAGAUUUUUUCUUCAGUAUAGAUACCUCACUUGAAAAUAAUGAAAGCACAGCAUAUUUAAAGUAGUUUUAAUAAAAAGGUUCUACUAAAAGAACUGCUAAAUCUAGGACACCUUUGAGGAUUUAUAGUAUGUGAGAAAUAAAAUAUGACUGCUUUUAAUCACUUAGAUGUUUUUGUUUAUCUUGAUCAUUUUAAGCCAACACAGUAAUCUUUUAUUUAUGAAUUUCUAAUCUGAAGCAGUAGUGAAAUACUGUUCUGCAACUGUUGAAACGAAUCAUUGACUGCAUUGAAUAUAAUUCAAUUUAAAUUUUGCCAAUGAUGUACAGUUUUACGCUUAAAAUUGCUGUGGUUGGUUGCAUUACAUGACGCAAAACUGUCCUCUACCUCACAUGAAAUAAAAUAUUUUAUAUAGUUUUACUAAAAGGUAAGACUCAUCUAUCUGGUCACUUAGUUUACAAAUUUUGAAUUAUAUUUAUUGAAACAUGACAUACUGUGCUCUUAGAUUAUACCUCAAUUGUAUUUUGUGCUGUUUUCCAUUUUCAUGCCUUGUAAAUAACUUGUAUAGAUUGUGGAUUAAGUUCCAAAUAAAAACUUGUAAUGCCAACCAAA